CGUGCACGAACUAAACGUGGCAUCAGAGGCCACUAAAUUUGCGGCGUGAAACCACGACUCUGAGGUGCCUAUAUAAGAGCUAUUGAUUACUCAUAUGCGCUCAGCAGUAGUCAAGUAAGCGUUUCCGAUAGUACCGACGUGGAAGGGAUUGUUUGGAAAAAAAUAUACACAACGACUUAAAUUUUCCGCGACACACCGCGCGCUGCGAGAGAGAGUCGUAUGAACACUGUUCCUAAACAGUAGUGCUAAAAGUCUCAUACUAAAAGUGAUUAGUGGGUGUUGCGUGGGAAAAAUAUUCACGUGCUGAAGUUAAUAUACAAUCUGUACGUUACAACAGUGAAAAUUGUCACAGUUAUUUAGCAGAACUGUUUAUAGAACAUAUUGAUUGUUUUUGUUAUCACGCUGAGUACAAGCCAUGAAGUCAAACAUCAUACUCGUGUUUCUAUUCGUGGCGUUUGUGUGCGCUGCCAAUGGAUCCAAAAUUCGCAGGUCAUUGGAUCCAGAGAACGGAGAUAUUGUGGGCUCGUACCUUGGUAAGAAGAUGUACACAAUGGAAGCGCCCUGUGCCAGACAGGGUGGGGCUUGCGUGCAUAAAGCCGAUUGUCAGGAGCUCACCGCACAGAGUGGUCUCUGUCCGAAGAACGCGCAUCGGGGCGUCGAGUGCUGCCAUCGAGUUAUACCACAGCGAGGCGGGCUGACGUGUUCCGAACAUCUGGGCGAGUGCAUGAAGGAUUGCAAAGCUGUGGUACUGAUGCGGCCUGCGAAGGACUGCGAGGCGGACGAAACAUGUUGCGUGUUGGUUUAACCCUACAAUAAGCAAUGUCUUCAUAGUACGAAACGGGUUCCCACACCAUAUCUCCCAAAGCCAGAAGAAGCCCCUUGCGAUUGGCGUUGUCUGUUUUAAUUUACCUGUUAAACACCGUUGCACUUCCCCCGAUGGCGUCUUUAAUAAAAUACAAUAAAAUAACAUGCAAAAACA
Molecule: messenger RNA, 979 nt
Organism: Toxorhynchites rutilus septentrionalis
Lineage: Eukaryota; Metazoa; Arthropoda; Insecta; Diptera; Culicidae
Product: U-scoloptoxin(19)-Sm1a
Exons: 3
Coding region: 416-805 (129 amino acids)
Source: RefSeq, a predicted model, not a curated record